AUGGGGCUGGCUUUGCUUGCCACAGUGACCUCCGAGGACAACAAAGUGGAAGCACCUUCAACUUCAAGUAGUCUCUGGUGCAUCACCGAAUGUGGGACAUGUCCUUUGAUAUGUUCACCACCACCACCUCCUCUCCUUACAACACCAUCACAUCCUCCACCACCACUAUUAGCACCACCACUAUUAUCAGUACCCUCAGCACCACACUCCCCAUCCUCUUCUUCUUCCACGUUCUCGCCGCCUCCUCCGAAGUCUCAGUCAUCACCACCUCCACAUUCUUCAGGGGCUGCUCCGCCACCGCCACCGCUUUUGAAGCCCUUCAACCCGCCUCCUUCAGGUUCUUCACAGCCACUGCCUACAGUAGUCUCAGGGCCACAUGACUAUAACUACCAUCCCUAUUACUACUUUUACGCUUCACCUGCUUCUUCUCUUUCUACUACUCAUGUGCACUUUUUCCUCUUGUUAUUGUUGAUCCUGAUUGUGUAUUGUAUUGUUGGUAACUAG
This is a messenger RNA of Lotus japonicus, 504 nucleotides long. RefSeq names its product extensin. Bases 1 to 504 code for a protein of 167 amino acids. NCBI's taxonomy places the organism in Eukaryota, Viridiplantae, Streptophyta, Magnoliopsida, Fabales, Fabaceae. The transcript has a single exon. The record is from RefSeq and is a predicted model, not a curated record.